Messenger RNA from Aricia agestis (brown argus), 751 nucleotides. RefSeq lists its product as uncharacterized. Bases 110 to 661 code for a protein of 183 amino acids. The record is from RefSeq and is a predicted model, not a curated record. The transcript has a single exon. Lineage: Eukaryota; Metazoa; Arthropoda; Insecta; Lepidoptera; Lycaenidae.
GAUACGUAUCGAUUGUACUAUCAUUGUCUAGCUGAUUCGCUCCUCUUUUUGCACUACACAAUGCCAACAUCAGUCGGCAUCAUGACGACGCGGUAGGUGCACAGUUAAAAUGUUACUAGCGUUGCUCGCCGUUAUUCUUGCGGUUGGCGGCGAGAACGAUAAAGAAAUACGCGUCUCCCUGCCGCUGCAACUGCCGAGCCGAAACGACAAGGCCGAACAGUGCUGGCUGCGGAUCGAGGAUGUCGAGUUGACGGAAACCCUGGCUAUAUACUGCUUCAUUGCCCAGGGGUUCCUCAGGAACUUCGUCCACGACUACAACAACAGAAAGAUGUUGGAAGACAACGUGGACGUCAGCCUCUGGGCCGAGGAGCCCAGGAGCGCCGAGGAGAUCGUGAUAAGAGACGACAGCAAGAGCUACAAUAUAGUCGAUUGGAAGUUGACGACGAUCAAGGAUCCGACGACGAAGCAGCGCCUCUACGUGACGAAGAACGCCACCUGUCGCCUCAUCAUGAUCAGUCGGGAGGCGAUGACGAACUAUAAAGUGGAUUGCGACAAAAUCUUGUACUUUGUGAAUGUGAAACUGAGCGGUGCGAGUGAGUUAGGUAGCGCGGUGAAACUCGCCUUCCUGUCGGUGUUGUUAAUUGCGCUAUUAAACAAUUAGUUUUGUUAUUGUGUUCUCGUACGUCGUGUCACCGAUACCUACAGCGUGUAAUUUAGUGUACGUAUAGUUGUACUUCGGAGUUCCUAUGAC